Messenger RNA from Ochlerotatus camptorhynchus, 2134 nucleotides. It is a transcript of the gene twf, whose product is annotated as twinfilin actin binding protein. Lineage: Eukaryota; Metazoa; Arthropoda; Insecta; Diptera; Culicidae. Gene Ontology annotation, molecular function: actin filament binding; actin monomer binding. The record is from RefSeq and is a predicted model, not a curated record. The coding region runs from base 189 to 1220 and encodes 343 amino acids. The transcript is spliced from 4 exons. Gene Ontology annotation, cellular component: cytoplasm; myofibril; actin filament. Gene Ontology annotation, biological process: actin filament depolymerization; barbed-end actin filament capping; regulation of lamellipodium assembly.
UUAUUCAGAAAGUUGUCGGUCGCCGUCGGGGAUAAAGGAAAUCCAUUUUCAAUCGUGCAGUGCAUCGGCUUUGGAAACAGUUUUAUCGGUACUUUUUCGCUCCAAUCAAGCUCAAUUUGCGAAGAAAAAGUAGUGUUCAGUGUUUUCGUCUGAUUUCAUAAACAUCCUUGGCCAAAUUCUAGCCGAAAAUGUCCCAUCAAACCGGAAUCAAGGCCAAUGCGGAGCUGCUCAAGUUCUUUGGAAAAUGCAAAGACGGGAAAACUAGAGUGCUCAAAGUUUCCAUCGAGAACGAGGAACUCACGCUAGUCGACCACAAGGCGGUCAAGAAAGAUUUCGACAAAGACUACGAUGCGCUCAUAAAACCACUCAUCGAAGACGAUGUUCCGUGCUAUAUUCUUUAUCGGCUCGACUUCAAAAUCCCUACCGGAUAUGCAUGGCUAUUGCUGAGUUGGGUGCCAGAAUCGGCCACGGUCCGGCAGAAAAUGCUGUAUGCUUCGACGAAGGCCACCCUCAAGCUGGAGUUCGGUUCGGGUCAUAUCAAGGAGGAGCAAAAUGCCACCAGCAGGGAGGAAACGACACUUCGAGGCUACCAGAAGCAUAAGCUCGACUUCAGUGCACCGGCCCCGUUGACGAGCCGGGAGGAAGAACUGGCGGAGAUUAGGAAAAGUGAGGUGAAGACAGAUUUCGGUAUCGAUACCAAGCAGCAGACGCUUGGCGGUAUCAAUUGUCCGAUUUCCGAACCGACGAGCCAAGCGCUGAACGACAUGCGUAGAGGUAUAUACAACUAUCUGCAGUUUCGAAUCGAUUUGGACGAGGAAAAAAUCCACGUGGUCAAUGCUGCCAACAUUGACAUCCUAAAACUGCCAUCACAGAUUCCAACGGACCACGCCCGAUACCAUCUGUAUCUGUUCAAACACCAGCACGAAGGCAACCACUUGGACAAUAUGGUGCUCGUCUACUCGAUGCCUGGUUACAGCUGCUCGAUCCGGGAACGGAUGAUGUACUCCAGCUGUAAGGGACCAUUCUCGGCCACGAUUGAGAAGCACGGUAUCGAGAUAACUAAGAAGAUUGAAAUCGACAACGGGGAAGAGCUGACAGAGGAAUUCUUGUAUGAAGAACUUCACCCGCGGAAGCUCAACCUGCGACCGCAAUUCUCCAAGCCCAAGGGACCGCCCAGCCGGGGAGCGAAAAGACUGACAAAACCGCAAGCGGUUGAAUAAACCAUCUUCGACCUACAGCAAAUUGUUUAAAAAACAUGCAAUUUAUACAUUUUAAGCAUUUCUUUUUCGUUGCUUCCGACCGUUUUCGUUUUUUGGGUUCCAUAACCGAGAAUUGUCCGCGUGGCUGGCACUAACAAUAUAUAUUUUAUGCUUUAUGUUGCUGUGAGGAAGCGACUCUUGCCCCAUUUGAUGUAAUGUUGUCCUAUUUACUUGCAAAUUGUGUGUUUAAGAUUUUAAAUAUUGAAAUCCUCGGCGGAAAAUUGCACGGCAAAGCGAAAUAGAAAAUGCAGGGAAUAUAUUAUGGGAACGAGUGGUUAUAGGUAUUUUGAUUUUGUAUUUGUGUAUAGUAUUUAUAUUCGAUCUCGAAGGAAGGCUUUUUGUUUUAAAAUAUCCGCAUCAGACGAGUAUGGACAUAUGAGAUUACGCGGCUGAUAUCCACGGUCAGUGUAGACUGCACGAAGUGUUCUGAUGACAAACAAAAUCGAACAAGUCUCCCCCAAUCAAUCAGGAGCGGAAGAAAAUGAUGACAACAAACAAACAAUAGAAAAUGAUUAGGUCGCCAGCGCAGCGACGAAAAACAAACCAGAAUGAGCAUGAAUUAAAAAUCGACAAAAAUAUAUACAUGAUUGGAAAAUCUUAUUCAACUAUGGUUAUAAUUAUAUACUAUAUAUAUUCGCAGUCAGGAAUAGAAAGGACGAGGGAAGCAAAAAGCAAAAUCAAUAAAAACGAAUUUUAACCUAUAAUACCUACCUAGUAUGAAAUUUAAAGUCGACGGCUAUUUCCACUACAACAAAAAACCAACACCGGAAUAAAAGGUAAACAUAUUUCUUGUAAUAUUCUUUACACAGAGGUGAACACAAUAACGGUAUGCAUUGCUGAAUAAAAGUACUAUUUAUUGAAUGAACAAAUGGAAA